UGAGCAACAUGGCGCUGUUGUGUCGAGUCCUUAAUGGCCAGUUUGGUGUAACACAGUGGGUAACAGCAUGCAACCGAUUGACACCCUUACUUCUUUCCCAAGGCCGGUGGCUCCAAACAUCCUCUGGCAUUUUCCAGUGGUCCCAGAGGAGUCUUUCCCAAGUGCAUGUUGGACCAGAACAGAUCAUUGGAACAGGUCCACAAUCAAAUAGGACAUACCAUACUACAAGCCAGCUUCUAAUUCCCAAUGACUCCCCAAAACCCAUUGAAGAGAAGGUUGGUGCCCUCACAAAGAUAAUAGAAGCCAUGGGAUUCACAGGACCAUUGAAAUACAGUAGAUGGAAGAUUAAGAUUGCUGCUCUGCGCAUGUACACUAGCUGUGUGGAGAAAACCGACUUCGAGGAAUUCUUUCUAAGGUGCCAGAUGCCUGAUACAUUCAAUUCUUGGUUUCUUAUUACUCUGCUUCAUGUCUGGAUGUGUCUUGUUCGGAUGAAGCAGGAAGGCCGUUCAGGGAACUACAUGUGUCGCAUCAUAGUUCAUUUUAUGUGGGAGGACGUUGAGCAGCGUGGCAGAGUCAUGGGGAUUACACAGAGGGCUUUCCCAGGCAUCCUCAUUUGUUCCUCACAACCACCCCAUGAGGGAAGCAGUAUUGAUGUUCUCUCCAUUGACAGAUGA
Gracilinanus agilis (Agile Gracile Mouse Opossum) is the source of this 674-nucleotide messenger RNA. RefSeq names its product ubiquinol-cytochrome-c reductase complex assembly factor 1. The transcript is spliced from 8 exons. The record is from RefSeq and is a predicted model, not a curated record. NCBI's taxonomy places the organism in Eukaryota, Metazoa, Chordata, Mammalia, Didelphimorphia, Didelphidae. Gene Ontology annotation, biological process: mitochondrial respiratory chain complex III assembly. Gene Ontology annotation, cellular component: mitochondrion. Bases 9 to 674 code for a protein of 221 amino acids.